GCUUGGUUCCGUCUUCGACGUCCGAAACUCACCGACUAUCCGAUGAGGAACGUGCGUCCCGGACACUCACGUGACUCCUUCAUGAUUGGCAUAUUCCCCCUGGCGCGCAAUGUCGACAUGUUUGUGGACAGUUUGGAUUUGGGCUAUGAUUACGAUGACAUGCUCUUCGGCAAACACGCGCACAAUCACAUGCCUCCGAUCCGAGCGUAUGUGUGA
Molecule: messenger RNA, 216 nt
Organism: Echinostoma caproni
Lineage: Eukaryota; Metazoa; Platyhelminthes; Trematoda; Plagiorchiida; Echinostomatidae
Source: the annotation of a GenBank genome assembly